AUGGAGGAGGAGACGGGGGAGGAGCAGAGUGAGGAGACGGGGGAGGAGCAGAAGGAGGAGACGGGGGAGGAGCAGAAGGAGGAGACGGGGGAGGAGCAGAAGGAGGAGACGGGGGAGGAGCAGAAGGAGGAGACGGGGGAGGAGCAGAAGGAGGAGACGGGGGAGGAGCAGAAGGAGGAGACGGGGGAGGAGCAGAAGGAGGAGACGGGGGAGGAGCAGAAGGAGGAGACGGGGGAGGAGCAGAAGGAGGAGACGGGGGAGGAGCAGAAGGAGGAGACGGGGGAGGAAAGGAGGAGACGGAGGGGGGGGGAAGAAGGAGGAGACGGAGGGGGGGGGAAGAAGGAGGAGACGGGGGAGGAGCAGAAGGAGGAGACGGGGGAGGAGCAGAAGGAGGAGACGGGGGAGGAGCAGAAGGAGGAGACGGGGGAGGAGCAGGAGGAGGAGACGGGGGAGGAGCAGGAGGAGGAGACGGGGGAGGAGCAGAAGGAGGAGACGGGGGAGGAGCAGAAGGAGGAGACGGGGGAGGAGCAGAAGGAGGAGACGGGGGAGGAGCAGAAGGAGGAGACGGGGGAGGAGCAGAAGGAGGAGACGGGGGAGGAGCAGAAGGAGGAGACGGGGGAGGAGCAGAAGGAGGAGACGGGGGAGGAGCAGAAGGAGGAGACGGGGGAGGAGCAGAAGGAGGAGACGGGGGAAGAGCAGAAGGAGGAGACGGGGGAAGAGCAGGAGGAGGAGACGGGGGAAGAGCAGGAGGAGGAGACGGGGGAAGAGCAGAAGGAGGAGACGGGGGAAGAGCAGAAGGAGGAGACGGAGGAGCAGAAGGAGACAGAGAUGGUCGUCCGAUGGUGGGAACAGCCUUCCAGUGGUGGGAACAGCCUUCCAGUGGUGGGAACAGCCUUCCAGUGGUGGGAACAGCCUUCCAGUGGUGGGAACAGCCUUCCAGUGGUGGGAACAGCCUUCCAGUGGUGGGAACAGCCUUCCAGUGGUGGGAACAGAGUUCCAGUGGUGGGAACAGAGUUCCAGUGGUGUGAACAGCCUUCCAGUGGUGGGAACAGCCUUCCAGUGGUGGGAACAGCCUUCCAAUGGUGGGAACAGCCUUCCAAUGGUGGGAACAGCCUUCCAAUGGUGGGAACAGCCUUCCAAUGGUGGGAACAGCCUUCCAAUGGUGGGAACAGCCUUCCAAUGGCCCACCUGGAAGAUGAGUCGGCUGCCAAGGACAACCAACAGAACCAGCAUAGCUGCUCAGAUGUCAACAUACCUGGAAUACAGCACAAUUUAAACUAA
Molecule: messenger RNA, 1281 nt
Organism: Schistocerca gregaria
Lineage: Eukaryota; Metazoa; Arthropoda; Insecta; Orthoptera; Acrididae
Product: cilia- and flagella-associated protein 251-like
Exons: 5
Coding region: 1-1281 (426 amino acids)
Source: RefSeq, a predicted model, not a curated record